AUGUUUGUCUUUCCAAACUGUUCUUCAAUAGUUCUGCUUGAAUACAAGCAUCUAGCAGAAGAUCUGCAUAACCAUACUGAUGUGGGGCUUGGUCCCACAGUUCUAACUCACCUGUACAAGAACCUUCACAUCACUUAUGCUAUUGCUGCUAGAGACUUAGAGCUCUCUUUUGGCAAUGAGGAGGAUGAUUACGAGACUCUGGCCGAAUCAACUGUUGGGGCAACUCCUUCUUUGAGAGUUCUCCCCCUCCUCCUACCAAGGCAAAAAGGCUCAAAAAGAGGGCUGUUAGUGAGUCUGAAGAGACAGAAGAGGCUGCAGCUAUUCCCACAGCAACCACAAAGACUGAUGAAGAGCUGCGAUAGGGUUGUGGAGACAGAGAAAGAGGUUUCCAAGGAGGACUUAGAAAGAACCAAAGAUGUAGAAGAGGAGAAGAUCCCUGCUGAAAUGAUAGCAGAAAAGGCAGAACACUUUGUUGCUGCUCCAGAACCUGAGGUAGUUUCUAUUCUCUCUCAACUUUGUCUGGUCUCUUCAAUUUUGUCUAUCUUUGCCUUUCUAAACGAUGUUCCUGCCUUUCUAGGUGGAGGAGGACAGAACUACUGGGCUUUAGCUGUGAUUCCUAUUCAUUCUGUUCCAGGCUCGUCCACCACAGCCUCCAUUGCUGAUUCAGAAUUGGCAGAGUUUGAAGCUAUGGAUUUAGAGGCUCAACCGGACAAACUUGAGAAACUUGGAUCCACACCCAGCAAGGCUAAGUCCAAAGCAGUCGAUGAGCCUAGAUUGGCAAGAGAUGUGCUCAACCUCUACAAUCGUCAUGAAGAUCUCAAUCCCUCUCUCAAUGCCUCCAAGUUCUGCAAAGCUACUCAUGAAGUCAACCUGGUCGAUUAUCAGAAACAAAAGGCAGAACUAGACAUGCUGGUUACAGACUAUAAGGAGACCAAGUCUGCUGAUGAUAAUUUGGAGAAACAGAUUGAAGAACUCCAGAAACAGUUGGUUGGAUUAAGGGAGAGACAGAACAGACUUGGGGCUGGAUUGGGAACCAAGACUAAGACCGCUUUCCUCGUGCAGAACAUGUUUUCAACCUCAAGGCUGCCUUGGAAAUUGCAGAGGCUUCUACUCACCAAGGAGUGCUCCUCCAGAAAGAAAUUUCUACCAAAAAGACUGGAUUGCAGGAGACUCUUAGGAAGUUAG
Prunus armeniaca (apricot) is the source of this 1185-nucleotide messenger RNA. The record is from the annotation of a GenBank genome assembly. NCBI's taxonomy places the organism in Eukaryota, Viridiplantae, Streptophyta, Magnoliopsida, Rosales, Rosaceae.